AUGGGUUCGCUGUACCACGAGAAGCAGGUCUCCCUGCUCUGCGGCGUCCACGCGCUCAACACCCUCCUCCAGGGUCCUUACUUCACCGCCAACGACCUGAGGGACAUCGCGGCGGAGUUCGACCAGCGCGAGCGCGAUCUCAUGAAGGAGGCGGGCGUCGACUCCGCGGACUUCCUGCGGUACAUGGCCGAGGACUCGGGCAACGCGGCGGUGGACGGCAACUUCAGCAUCCAGGUGCUCACCAAAGCCCUGGACGUGUGGAACGUGGACUGCGUCCCGGUCACCGGGACGACGCACUCCGAGGCGCUGGUCAACACGACCAACGAGCUGGCUUUCCUGUGCAACCUCGACCAGCACUGGUUCGCGGUGCGCAAGACUCGGACGGCGUCGCCCACCGUCCACGCCGAGGCGGCGGCGUGCGGCGACGGCGGGUGGUGGAACUUCAACAGCAUGCUCCCGGCGCCCCAGCCCAUCGGGACGACCUACCUCUCCGCGUUCUUGGCCCAGCUGAGGGAGGAGCGAUACUCCAUCUUCGCGGUGCGAGGGAACCUUCCGGAUGAGUUUGGUCGGUUCGGCGAGGGGGGCGAGCACGGCCGGUGGGUCACCGUGCACGAGGCCGCGGCGGCGAACAGGGAGAGCGACAGGGUCAAAGCCGCCGGCCGCGCGAGGAACAUCGCGUCGAACAUGCUCGCCAAGUUGGGAGCCGGCGGGUGGGGUACCAUCGCGGUUCCCGCCUCCGUCGCGGAGCGCGCCGGCGCAUCACUCGGCGGUACGACGUCCAACGCGGACGAGGACGCGGAGCUUCAGGCGGCGAUCGCGGCGAGCCUGGGAGGGGGCAACAUGCGAGCCGAGGGGGCGGGGGGAGGGGUACCAUCGGGAGGGGUACCAUCGACGGAUGGAGGAUUGGACGACGCCGACGUCGCUCGCGCCAUCGCCGCGAGCCUGGAACCAAACCACCACCCGUCCCCCCACCCACCAUCCGACCCCGACCCGACACCCGUCCCGACCGCCGCGUGGGCGGUCCCCGAGGAGCCCGGCGUGAACGAGGGUAUCGCGCUCGCGUUCAGGGUCCCCGGCGGCGGCAGGCUCCAGCGCAGGUUUCGUACAACGGACGCGGUGGGCGCGUUGGAGGCGUGGCUGGGUCGCGAGGCGGGCAUCGAUUUCGCGGUACACUCGCUCACCGUCGCGUUUCCUCGGCGGAGGCUGACGGACCGCGGGUCGACGCUUGGGGAGUGCGGGGUUGGGGAUAAGACGGCGCUGUCGGUCGAGUCGGGGCGAUAG
Molecule: messenger RNA, 1281 nt
Organism: Micromonas commoda
Lineage: Eukaryota; Viridiplantae; Chlorophyta; Mamiellophyceae; Mamiellales; Mamiellaceae
Product: ataxin-3
Exons: 1
Coding region: 1-1281 (426 amino acids)
Biological process (GO): protein deubiquitination
Cellular component (GO): nucleus
Molecular function (GO): cysteine-type deubiquitinase activity; protein binding
Source: RefSeq, a predicted model, not a curated record